AUGGCUGCAAUCCCUCCCGGUCGACACCACUUAGAGCAUGUCAUUGAAAGUCAUGACUUAAUCUCGCCAAGCGACCACACCCUGGACUUGGACGCCCUCAAAGACAAAGCGUCCUCGCUCAAGGCCUCAAUCCACUCCACCAUACAUGGCCAUGACUACCAUGAAGGCCGCCGAUUCCACGGACACAAGAAGGGGUCUUAA
This is a messenger RNA of Fulvia fulva, 201 nucleotides long. RefSeq lists its product as uncharacterized. NCBI's taxonomy places the organism in Eukaryota, Fungi, Ascomycota, Dothideomycetes, Mycosphaerellales, Mycosphaerellaceae. The coding region runs from base 1 to 201 and encodes 66 amino acids. The record is from RefSeq and is a predicted model, not a curated record. The transcript is spliced from 2 exons.